Molecule: messenger RNA, 3222 nt
Organism: Gryllus bimaculatus (two-spotted cricket)
Lineage: Eukaryota; Metazoa; Arthropoda; Insecta; Orthoptera; Gryllidae
Source: the annotation of a GenBank genome assembly
AUGAAUCCUCGAGGCCCUGGUGAAAUGGGAGCGGAAGGAGUUACAAGCAUCUUUUCAGAUGCUCGAGAAUACUUUUGUAUUGCACACAGCGUUAACCAGUUGAAAAGCAAUACUCAAAGUUCAGUCUAUGCCAAGAGUGUUUCACACACGGAAUAUUUUAUGGAGACGCGUUUCAAAGAAACGUUCAUUGUUCAAUUCAUAAAUGAACCUCUAACUGAAAAGUGGGAGGUUUCAGCUAGAGAUUUGGUUACGUACUGUGACGUAAGGUUGGAGGCGGUGGCGGUGGAGCUGGAGGUGGUCUGGGAGGUGGCCUUGGAGGCGGUCUUGGAGGCGGUCUUGGAGGCGGCUUUGGCGGCGGCCUUGGCGGUGGUCUUGGCGGAGGUCACGGCAGUCUCGGAGAUUCAUCAAUCACAACAUCAGUCAAAGCAUUUCUUCCAACGGCAGAUUCUGGCGACCAAUCGCACCCGAACUUUCCCUCGUUCUCUUUCAGCUUCCACCUCUGGCCUUUGCUUGGAGCCGUUGCCGGUGACCACGGUGCGCGUAGUACCCGUGAAGGUGCCGCGAGCGUUUCGCGGUUGUGUGUACCCGCCUAUGUUGCCCCGGCCCGUGCCAGGGCCGCAGUCGCGCGCGCUGCCCGUGCGUGAGCGCGUGCCCGUGCCCGUGGGCGUGACCACGCCCUACCCCAUGGUGGUGCAGCGGCCCGUGCCCGUCGUCGUGCCCGUCCCGCGGCCCAUUGUUAUGGGAGGUGGUGGCCGCGGAGAUGAAUUCGAUUUCGAAAGAGGCCAUGAUAGUCUCGGAGGUGGUCUGGGAGGCGGCCACGGAGGCGGCCUGGGCGGCGGUUUCGGAGGCGGCCACGGUUGCUGCGGGGAGGUUGCUGAGGCGACUUUGGCCGCUGGCGCCGUGAUAGGCGGAAGGGUUACAGGUGGCGCGACAUCCAAUAGAAUAGACAAUGCGGGGGAGGAAUCACGUGGUACGCGAGCCUUCCUGUGGGACCGCAGAGGUACUGCUCGAUCACUUGUAUCAGAGGUAGCGAGGAGGAGAAUUGUAUCAGAGGUAGCGGAGGAGACUUGUAUCAGAGGUAGCGAGGAGGAGACGUGCAUCAGAGGCAGGAACGAGCCACUUAUUUGGUGCUGGCCGCCCCCAAAUGCACGCGCCUCGCACAUCGCAGCCCGACUCCUCAAGCGGUUGUGUUUGGGCAAAUGUGAUUCCUUCAAGAAUCUAUCUGUCGAUAUUUUAACUCUCCUCUGCAAGUGUUUCCAACAUAGAAAAGUAUUUGAAAAAGUAUUUGAAAUUAAGAUCAACCGUCUCCACGAUAAUCGUUCUCACCUGUUUGGUACCCUACCCUGCCCUACCAACGUAAUAAAAAACACACUUCGACUAAAGAAGAAGAACGAGGUGAAGGGCGCCGGGCGGGUAGUGGUCCUGCCGGGCCAGCCGGGUGAGCAUCUGACGUGUCGUGCAAGGUCAGGGCAGCGACGGGGUGCUCGGCGCAGCUGUUUAGUUAAGACGUCACAAGAUCACUCACGAUGGCUCUCUCGCCAUGGACGUCACACCCCUUGGCGCCCGACGGCCACCGAAUGCAGUAUUCCGGUGCAACACACUCCACCGGAUGCUCACAUCGGAUCUUCCAAAGACGAGUGGCAGAGCUCAUCCUCCGAAUGCGGGGUUUCAUACACCUCAUCUUUCAAGUCGCCCAAACAAAAAAGUCACAAGGUGUCAGAUCAGAUCUCGAUGAAUGUCGUGUGGUUACUUGGACGGGAGGAGAGAAACUUGGUCAAUUCAUUACUUGGUAGCUUUGGUGGUGGAGAGAAUGGUAGGAGGAUGAGAGUGGAGAGUUGGAGAAGUGCGCGAUUGGGUUGGUUGGUUGGAGAAAGUUUGAACGGGUUAGUGGAUAGGUGGCGCUCGUCAGCCGCGCCGUGCAGCCUUUUCCCGAUCGGCGCGGCGCGGCGCGGCACGUCGGAGCUCUUCAAAGAUCGGAGAGAUCGCGCUGAGAGCCGCCAGGUCAAUCCCACUCAUCUGGAUCUCUUCUCCCCAGUUUCCCUCGACGCAUCAAGCAGGUGCAGAAAAGGCCCUUUGUCUAGCUCCUAUUGUCGCUGCAAACGCACGCCCCUUUCUCCGGUGCGAGGUCUUUGGCCGCGACCCCCGGCUGUCGCGUCCGCGCCGCGGGGGACGGAGCGUCGCGCGGCGCGACCGCCACGCCCUGGCUGCCGCGAGCGGAACGGCGCCGCGCGACUCGACGCGAGAGAGGGAGAGGGAGGGGCGGAGAGCGUCCGGGAGCGAAGCCGGGACUCGCGCCUUAAAAGCGCGUCGCGGCGCUGGCCAAGGCAGAGCGCCCGGAGCCGUCCAGCCGCCGCCACCGCUCCGCUCUCUCUCCACCAUGAGACCCGCGCUGCUGGUGAGUGUUCUCGCGUUGCCUCGGACGCCUCACGUCUUGCUCUUGUUACUGGCUGCUGUGAAGACAGAAAAACAACUACUUGUAGUAAUUUUCUGGCUGUUGAAAAGCAGGGUAUUCGUGAGGGAGGGGGAGGGACAGAGCGUGCGGAAGUUGUGACCUGCGCUUUAAAAGCGCGCAGCAGCGCCAGUCCAGUCGCCGCCACCGCUCCUCUCUCCACCAUGAGACCCGCGCUGCUGGUGCGGGUUCUCAAGACCUUCUCUUCAAUUUUGAGCGAUACAAUGGCAUGGGUUCAACAAGAUACAGUUUCCCUUGAAAUUAAUAAAUCAGAAACAGACGAAUACAAUCCUCUAACAAUUGGUAAAUAUUUAAAAGCCGUAGCCGUGCCGGUGGUGCGUCCCCGCCCAGUGCCCGUGGAGGUGCCGCAGCCGUACCCGGUGACGGUGGCCCGGCCAGUGCCCGUGCCGGUGGCGCGCCCGGUGGCCGUGCCUCAGCGCGUGGCCGUGCCCGUGGGCGUGCCCGCGCCCUACCCCGUGGUGGUGCCGCAGCCCGUGCCCGUCGCCGUCGCCAGACCCGUCGCCGUGCCCGUGGCGCAGCCUGUCGUCGUCGCACAGCCUGUCCUCGUCUCGGAACCCGCUCAUUUUGACCCAGCGCGCGUCAUUCUUUUCUGCCACGCGCCGCCCCCUCCGGCCACUCCCCCACACGCUCCCACGCGGCUGCCACGUGCCGCGCAUCCAAGCAGCCACUUAGCGCGGAGGGCGCGCGGGGCAGGAGGGGAGGCCUGCGCUACUUUCCUAGACGCGGAGAGGCCCCGGCAGAAGAGCCAGUAA